AAGACCGUCACUGGAACUCGACGCUAACACGUCACCUACAGCCCGUGCUGCGUUUGUUGGCAGUUAGCCUAGCAAAGAUGGUUGACACAGGAAGCAGUCCUGUGCAGCCACGACGAGUCUUUUAAGAGCCCAUAACGUUUGAUGCUCAGCGCGGCAGACAGGGUUCCGUGUCCUAAAUAGAUAGCGUUUGUUAUUUGUGUCAGAAAAUGGACGACGUGGAGAUUACAGACGUCGAUGACGGUGACGUGGCUCAGGUGGAGACGGCGCCGCUCCAAAACAAGGAUCUGACUUCCGUGAGCCUUAUUGUGGGAGAGCUUCUGUCCCUGUAUGGGUGGCACCUGCUUGUUGUGACUGUGUUGGUCUACCUGCUCAUCCAGUACCUAAGCAAGAGGAGGUCCAGCCAGAGCUCCGGCAGUUCACCCACAGAGACAGCACAAGAUCGUGCGCUCGUGGAGAGAAACCAAGAGGCCAUGGAAGCAGCCCGGAGAAAGAUGCAAGAGGAGCUUGAUGCCAAAGCAGCCAUCUUCAAAGAGAAACAGAAACAGCAAGAAGAAGAGAAGAGGAGGCAGAAAAUAGAGAUGUGGGAGAGCAUUCAAGAGGGUAGGAGUUAUAAAGGAGUUGCAAAACAAACAACUGAAGAGGCCAGCUCAUCGACAACAGUGCUGAAACCAAAGACGGACAAGAGGCCACUUCGCAGCGCAGACUACAAUCCCCUGGCAGGGCCUGGAGGAGGCUCCUGCUCCUGGAGACCUGGCAGGCGAGGGCCAUCCUCCGGUGGAUGAGGUUAAAGAAGGUCAGAGACAUUGGUCUGUGCGACCUUUGACCUCUGACAUCCUCACAUGCACACUGACUGACUGAAACAAGCUGACAAUAUCACCAAAGCCACACUUAAUCAAUAUUUGAUUUGACUUGCUUCAUACUCCUACUGGGGUGGUGAUGGGUUAACAUCAUUAAUAGCAUAUACCUGCUGUCCUAGUUUCUCUACUGUUCCCUCUAAUCUCUGUCUGCUUCUUUGUUAAGCUCAAAGAUACUAUGAUUAUCACAAAAUCAUUCUGACAUUGAAAGCUUUGUAAAUGAAGCAUUUCUUGU
This is a messenger RNA of Morone saxatilis (striped sea-bass), 1089 nucleotides long. RefSeq names its product selenoprotein S (gene selenos). The record is from RefSeq and is a predicted model, not a curated record. Gene Ontology annotation, biological process: retrograde protein transport, ER to cytosol; endoplasmic reticulum unfolded protein response. NCBI's taxonomy places the organism in Eukaryota, Metazoa, Chordata, Actinopteri, Moronidae. Gene Ontology annotation, cellular component: Derlin-1 retrotranslocation complex; Derlin-1-VIMP complex; endoplasmic reticulum membrane. Bases 207 to 782 code for a protein of 191 amino acids. The transcript has 6 exons.